AUGACUACGACCACAAUAACACUGUCACCGACAACGACGUCGCUGGCGGCUUCCAAUGAGAAUUCCCCAGGAAACGGCAUGGCAUCCAGGCCUCCACCGUCGACAUACCUGACCAUUGAUGGUCUACUGCGGAAACAUGCUUCUGAACACGGUGAGAUACCUAUGUUCGGGUACCCAGCGUCUGGUGCUUCAGACUAUGAAGUCCAUACUGUCAAGACGGUGGACAGAUACGUCGAUGCUGCGUGUUGGUGGUAUCAAAAGCAGGGUUUGCAACCAGCAGAUCCGACACUGACGAAAGCACCUGUCGUCGCACUUCUCACGCCGUCAUGUCUAGAUGCAAUAAUCUCCUUCUUCGCCCUGAAUCGAUUAGGAUGGGCCGUCCUCUUCCUUUCGACCAGACUUACAGCACCGGCCUACGCCAGUCUGAUGAGACUCGCUGACUGCACGACCAUAGUGGCACCCCCCAUGUACGAGGCCGUCAUUCAGGAAAUGCGCUCUGAAAUGCAACUGACUUCAACACCACGAAUUCAUCAGAAGGACUAUCAAUCGGCGGUCAAUGUCCCCAAAUUCCUCCGCGGCUGCGACAUGGAGAAAGAAUCCAAGAAAGUCGCAUGGAUCAUCCAUUCAUCUGGCUCUACGGGCUUCCCUAAACCAAUCUUCAUCACAAACUUCGGUUGUCUCGCGAAUUUCCAGAAAGGUCUAGGCUUCAGAUCUUUCACUGUCUCUCCACUCUUCCACUCCCACGCACUCAUGGAGUUCGGACGCGCCAUCUACGCGAAACGGCCCAUGUUCUUCGGCAACCACCAAUUACCCGUGACCAGACAAAGUCUGCUGGCCGCGUUACGAGUCGCCAAACCCGAAAUGGUCUGCGCAGUCCCCUACGUCCUCAAACUCCUCGCCGAGAAGGACGAAGGCAUCGCGGAACUCGCAAAAGCCAAAGUCGUCAUGUACGGCGGCAGUGCAUGUCCCGACCCUCUCGGUGACGAGUUGGUCUCCAAGGGUGUCAAUCUAGCGGGGAACUACGGCGCCACCGAGACGGGCUUCAUCAUGAACUCGUUCAGACCGGCAGGCGAUACUGAGUGGAACUAUCUCCGUCUGCACAAGCCAGUGGCGAACCACGUCCUCAUGGACGAGAUCACGCCGGGCAUCUUCGAAUGUGUAGCAUUAGACGGGCUACCCUCGAAAGUCGCGACCAACACCGACGACCCGCCCGGCGCGUUCAGGACGAAGGACCUGUUCAUGCGCCAUCCCGACCCCGGCAAGUCAAAUUACUGGAAAUACGUCAGCAGGCUGGAUGACCGGCUGACGCUAGUCAAUGGGGAGAAAGUGCUACCACUGCCGAUCGAAGGACACAUUCGCAAAAGCGAGCUCAUCAAGGAAGUCGCCGUGUUUGGAUUCCAAAGAUCCGUGCCGGGGGUGAUCGUGUUCCGAAGCGAGCAGGCGGCAACACUCGACGACGAGGAUUUUCUCGACGCGAUAUGGCCACGCAUCGAAGAGGCGAACAGGCAAGCGGAGACGUUCUCGCGAAUCCCAAGGGAUCUCGUCAUCGUCCGGGCCUUCGAUGAAGUCUACCCGCGUACGGACAAGGCCACGAUCAUCAGAGCGCAACUGUACGAGCAGUACAAAGAUGUUAUCCAGCAAUCAUACGACAAAUUUGAGACGGGAGCGACGACCGGCGGCGGACAAAUGCUUCAACUUGACGUCCCCGCGCUGGAAGAGUUCUUGUUGUCGAAAUUCCGCCACGAUCUCGACGUGCCUCUGGAAUCCGCCGAGUCUGAUAUCUUCUCCGCAGGCGUCGACAGUCUGCAGACCACACGUGUCUGGAACAUGAUCAAGAAGGAACUCGACCUGGGCGGCAACCAGGCCAAGCUGUCGCAGAACGUCGUCUUCGAGCGUGGAACGGUCCGGUCGCUGGCACGGCAUCUGUACAAUCUUCGACUUGGCAUUGACGACGGCGAUGGUGACUCGGACCGAGCGGACAUCCAGAUCAUGCAGGACCUGAUCGAGAAGUACUCGAUGUUCACGCCUCAUGGCUCCACGGACAAACCCAAAGUAUCCACCAAGACGGUCUUGCUGACGGGCGUGACCGGCGGCUUGGGCUCGAUCCUGCUAGCCAACCUCCUCAAGCGCGACGAUGUGAGCAUGAUAUACUGCCUCGUCCGCGCUGCCAAUCCUGCAUCAGCGAGAUUCCGUGUCCUGAAAGCGCUGAAAGCUCCUCGAGGUCUCGCCCAAGAUCUACCGGAGAACUUCAAGGCCAAGAUCGUCGCAUUGCCGAGCGACCUCAGCCUACCGUCGCUCGGCCUGGACCGGGUCGUCCUUGACGAAAUGCUCAGCCAUCUUACGCAUAUCAUCCACAGCGCGUGGGCGGUCAACUUCAAUCUUCCCCUGCUGUCGUUCGAGCCGCAGCACAUCCGAGGCGUGUACAACCUUUUGGAGCACAUCGCUCUACGGACCACGCACAACAGACCGGCCCAGUUCUACUUCUGUUCGAGCGUGUCAGCGGCGAGCGGGACGCCGAAAGCGAGUCAAUCGAGUCAAUCGGCGACCAGCACCAGCACCAGCACUAGCACCAUAGUAGCCGAGACGCAGAUCGCGGAUCUCUCGCACGCGCAGCACACGGGUUAUGGACGCAGUAAGCUGGUGGCGGAAAGAAUCACGCACGCCGCGAUGCAGACCACCGGAUCUAUGGCGCGAGUCUUGAGGAUCGGCCAACUGGCAGGAGACACGAGGCAGGCGGUUUGGAACGACACGGAGGCGAUCGCGUUGAUGAUUCGUUCGGCCUUGCCGUCGAGUGCGGGCUGUCUGCCGCGUCUGGACGAGAGGCCGAGUUGGUUGCCGGUCGAUCGCGCCGCCGAGGUCAUUGAACAGUUGGCCUUUUUCUGCGACAGUGAGGAUGAGCGUGAUGUCGACUUGGCCUACCACAUCGUCAACCCGUGCACAUUCCAUUUCGCGAGAGAUCUGCUGCCCAUGCUGCGGGCUCAUCCGGCCAUGCCGAGUUUCGAGGUCGUCGAGGUGAGAACGUGGCUUGACCGGCUCGGUGCGAGUGAGGGUGAUGUCGCGAGGAAUCCAAGUCGGAAGUUGCUCGAGUUCUGGGAGGGCAAGUAUGGGGAGAGGCGAGUUGCACUAGGCACACGCACACAGGAUGAUGGGGAGAAAAGUCAGGAUGGUCAUGUAUUAAGCGCUGGCAAUGGCGAGGGCGAAGAGGAGGAAGCAAGGAGCAACAGCCAGGCGAGCCACGGUUUGACGUUCGACACGACAGAGACGGUCAGGCACAGUGGGGUAUUGGGCAUGGUCAGGGAUCCGGUCGGUGAUGGGUUGAUGUACCGGAUUGUGGAUGUCUGGAUGAGGAAGUGGAAAGGGGGAGCUGGAGGUGCUUGACAAUCAGAAGCAGGCGUAAUGCUGGUGUUAAUAGCAAGCCAGAUAGAAGAUGUAGCGCGAGCUGCAGAUUAGAGAGAACGUCUUGGACAGUGAAC
Exophiala xenobiotica is the source of this 3473-nucleotide messenger RNA. RefSeq lists its product as uncharacterized. Lineage: Eukaryota; Fungi; Ascomycota; Eurotiomycetes; Chaetothyriales; Herpotrichiellaceae. The transcript has 2 exons. The coding region runs from base 1 to 3378 and encodes 1125 amino acids. The record is from RefSeq and is a predicted model, not a curated record.